Molecule: messenger RNA, 3535 nt
Organism: Anolis carolinensis (green anole)
Lineage: Eukaryota; Metazoa; Chordata; Lepidosauria; Squamata; Anolidae
Product: zinc finger protein 93-like
Exons: 2
Coding region: 2059-3171 (370 amino acids)
Biological process (GO): regulation of transcription by RNA polymerase II
Cellular component (GO): nucleus
Molecular function (GO): RNA polymerase II cis-regulatory region sequence-specific DNA binding; DNA-binding transcription factor activity, RNA polymerase II-specific
Source: RefSeq, a predicted model, not a curated record
AACAAUGACCAUCCAGUUAUCUUGACUUGUCCCAUAAGCAGUUGGAGCAGCUGUUUAGACUCCCGAAUGUUUAUGAGGAGAUCGUUUGAUGUGGAUCAAUAAUAGUUAUAGAGGGAGCGGAUCUGUUUGUUUGCUAUUAUGCACUCUUUAAGGAACCAAUUUUUGGAUCUGACCCUGGGUUGCCUCGGCAUUCUUUGCCAAUCGUAUAGUUUUUAAAAGAUAGGUUUUAUAAGGGAUUCAAACCCGGUGAUGCCUCCUCGAAAUCUGGGAUUUCAAUGAUCAUAGUUUCUAUGGACAACACUUCCUAAGAGUUCAAGAUAUCCAGGCACACCCCUUUUGUCUUAACGUUCCGCUUCAGCCUGGUGUAUUGUGGGUAGGCUUGUCCAGGUGGGGAAGUGCUGCUUCUCUCCAAAACCAGGAGAAGUGGGAGAUAGAUGAUCACUAAGCAAGGAAUUGUCUAUAGCAAAUGAAUCAAUGUCGCUAGCUAUGGAGAGUGAAGUCAGAAGAUAGUCUAUGACACUAGAGCCCCUUGGUGAGACUAAUGUAUAUUCUCCAGAGUCAGGAAACUGAGUAAGUCCAUUUAGCCGGGACAGGUUGAGCUGCGUGGCCAUUUUGGUCAGGCACUUUCCGGCUUGGUUUCACGGUUGGUCCUUAGAGUGUCGGGCUUCUGGUGUCAGGAGAGAGUUGAAGGGAUCUUUGUCCAGGCCCUCUUCUCUCAACACAUUUAUUCAACUAGAUCCUACCCUUGCAUUGAAGUCACCCGUUAUCUUGACCUAAAUAACAGGAAAAAUGUUGGAGCAGAUCAUGAAGAAGGCCAUCUGGAAUCACUUGGGAAAAGUGCUGUAAUCACUGAAGGACAAGAUGAGUUUCUCCAAAACAAGUCAUGCCAGACUAAUGUACUUUUCAGUAGAGCUACAAGCUUGGUAGAUGAAGGAAAUGCAGUGGAUGUAGCACAUCUUGCUUUCAGUAAGACCUCUGGAAAGGCCUCCCAUGGUUUCACAAACAACUAGUAAAAAGUGGGCUGGAUAAUACUCCUGUUCGGUGGAUUUGUAAUGGUUUGAGCGACAAAGGGUGGAGUGCCGCAGGGUUCUGUCCUGGGCCCAGUACUGCUCAACAUGCGUAUCAGGUUUUCAGAUGACACCAAAUUAGCAGGUAUAGCUGACAGUCUAGAAGAUAGGAUCAGAAUUCAAAAUUCUGGCCUUAACAUGGUGGAGAGCUGGGCCAAAACUAACCCACUUAAUGUCAACAAGAAUAUAUGUAGAGUAGUACACUUAGGCAGGAGAGAAAUGCCAUGCACAGGUACAGGAGGGGCAACACCUGACUUGACAAUCAUUCAUAUGAUGGGAUCUUGGAGUGUUAGAGGACUGCAAGUGGAACAUGAGCCAACAAUGUGAUGCAGCAGCUGAAAAGACAAUGGGAUUUUGGGCUGCAUCCCAAGGAAUAUUGUGUCUAGAUUCAGGGAAGUCAUGGCGACCUUCUUUCUGCUUUGGGGAGACCUCACCUGAAAUUACACUGUGUCCAGUUGUGGGCAUCACAAUAAAAGGGGGAACAUACCCUGAUUCCAUUUCUGAUUCUAUAUAUCAAUUAAGAAAUGGUUCUUACCUGUGACCAAUGCGUCGUCUCUACAAAGCUUACCUUUGUGGCAUGGAGGCCUUCGCCCUUUCCCUUUCAAGCAACCAGCAGGAAUGUAAGUUUACUUUAAAUUAUUUCUUGUCAUCAUUUUUCUUGAUAUCUCUCACGUGAGGAGGGAAUUUUUUCUUCUUCCGCCAGGGCCCAAUCGCCUUUGAGGACGUGGCUGUGGAUUUCUCCCUGGAGGAGUGGGUUCUCCUGAAUCCGGACCAGAAAGCCUUGCACAAGCAGAUCAUGGAGGAGAUGAAUGGGAUUGUGGACUCUCUCGUAGAUAAUGGGGAGAAGAGCCAUGUAUGCACCAAGUACAGGAAGCAUUUGGGACACAACUAGGCCUUUCGUCGAGACCAGCAAGCCCACAGAGAAGAUGGAGGUUCUGCCAGAGAAAGGCCCGACAAAUGCAAUGUAUGUGGGCAGUGUUUUACCCAAAAUAUGGCACUUGUGCUUCACAAGACACCCGAUGCUGGGAAAAGCCAUCUUAAAGGGAAAGUAUCUGCAAAAUGUGUGGUGAAACACAAGAAAUUUCACACGGGUCAGGAACCAUACAGAUGCCAAGAGUGUGGGAAGUAUUUUGCUUCCAGUUCAGCCUUGGUGAGGCUCAAAAGACUCCACACAGGAAAGAAGCCACACCAAUGCCAGGAGUGUGGGAAAUGUUUUGCUUUCAGUUCAGCCUUGGUGAGCCACAAAAGACUCCACACAGGAGAGAAGCCAUACAAAUGCCAGGAGUGUGGGAAAUGUUUUGCUUCCAGUUCAAACUUGGUGAAACACAAAAGACUCCACACGAGGGAGAAGCCAUACGAAUGCCAGGAGUGUGGGAAAUGUUUUACUACCAGUUCAGCCUUGGUGAGGCACAAAAGACUCCACACAGGAGAGAAGCCAUACCAAUGCCAGGAGUGUGGGAAAUGUUUUGCUUACAGUUCAGACUUGGUGAGCCACAAAAGACUCCACACGAGGGAGAAGCCAUACGAAUGCCAGGAGUGUGGGAAAUGUUUUGCUUCCAUUUCAAACUUGGUGAAACACAAAAGACUCCACACGAGGGAGAAGCCAUACGAAUGCCAGGAGUGUGGGAAAUGUUUUGCUUCCAGUUCAAACUUGGUGAAACACAAAAGACUCCACACGAGGCAGAAGCCAUACGAAUGCCAGGAGUGUGGGAAAUGUUUUACUACCAGUACAGCCUUGGUGAGGCACAAAAGACUCCACACAGGAGAGAAGCCAUACCAAUGCCAGGAGUGUGGGAAAUGUUUUACUACCAGUACAGCCUUGGUGAGGCACAAAAGACUCCACACAGGAGAGAAGCCAUACCAAUGCCAGGAGUGUGGGAAAUGUUUUACUACCAGUACAGCCUUGGUGAGGCACAAAAGACUCCACACAGGAGAGAAGCCAUACCAAUGCCAGGAGUGUGGGAAAUGUUUUACUACCAGUACAGCCUUGGUGAGGCACAAAAGACUCCACACAGGAGAGAAGCCAUACCAAUGCCAGGAGUGUGGGAAAUGUUUUACUCAGAGUUCAGCCCUUAACCAGCACCAGAGAACACAUACAGGCUAAAAAACAGCCAUUGUGGGAAAAUGUCUGAUUUCAAACAGGACCCUUUGAGAAGUUCUGCGUCAGAUUUGGUGGAGUCCCCGUUCUUGUCAUUUGAAUCCCUAAGUUGGAGGUCCUGUUCUCUGGAAUAGCAGAAAGCAAGCUCUGUUUGACAAUCCCUCAGAGCAGUGGUUCUCAACCUGUGGGUCCCCAGAUGUUUUGGCCUUCAACUUCCAUAAAGCCUAACAGCUGGUAAACUGGCUGGGAUUUCUGGGAGUUGUAGGCCAAAACAUCCGGGGACCCACAGCUUGAGGACCACUGCUUCAGAGGGUUAAAUAUGAUUGUCAUGUCACCUCAUCUGAAAAGAAAUAAACCAUAUGUAAUUCCA